Messenger RNA from Porites evermanni, 7401 nucleotides. Lineage: Eukaryota; Metazoa; Cnidaria; Anthozoa; Scleractinia; Poritidae. The record is from the annotation of a GenBank genome assembly.
GACAUUGACGAAUGUAGCAAGAAUCCAGAUGCAUGCGACAAGUCAACUACCACUUGCCGAAACUCGGUAGGAAGCUACUCUUGCCCAUGUCGGCCUGGCUAUGAAAGAUAUAGUCGGUAUCAGUGCAACGGUAAAUUACUCUUUUAUUUAUUUAUUCAUUUAUUUGUUUAUUUAUGCCUCUCCCCAACCUAAACUGUUCUUUGCAAAGAAUUUUGCCUCCAUUAUCUGUGCUCUUAUUACUGGCCACUGAGGACAAGAAAAAGAAGGGGGGAAAUAACUGUGGGAAACUGGACAAUAAAACCAACGAUCAAAAAGAAGACAAUAAAGAUAAAUAUAGGAGUCGUCGCCACACGAUAUUCGCGGCUGGUUACCCAACCAAUUUCUAAUUAAAACUGCGACAGGCAGGGCUUAUCUUAGGUGCAUCAACGAGUUUCGCAAGGGUUUGCGAGAUACGUAUUUCUAGUGUUUAAUUAUAAUCAGGUAAUUCACCGUAAAUAAAGCAAGAGAGGAUAAACGGGACAGAGAAGGCAUCCCCCAUACACACCCGGUUAUUCCAUAGGUAAUUCGUCUCGAGUUAUUUUUAGAAUCGGGAUAAAGUUACUUCGCGCGCUGCCUGGAUGUUUCGUGGAGGUUUCGCAUGACUAAACCCCGUGCAAAACGCAAUAUCAUUAGCUCUUAUGCUCAUUCAUAUUGAUGCAGAACUUUUAUAUCUCCUUAGUUUUAUUUAUUUUGUUCUUAGACUUUGUAUAUUUUGAAUCUUAUGCUUUUUGCAAUUUUAAUUUAGAUAGAGGGCCACAAGUUUACUAGUUUCUGUAACUAUUCCGUGCUACCCUCUUUAAAUAAAGUGUAUUAUCAUUACUAUUAUUAUUAUUAUUAUUAUUAUUAUUAUCAUUAUUAUUAUUAUUAUUAUUAUUAAUGAAAGCGUAAAGAGAUCGAGAGCAUUCCUGGAUAUUGACGCGAAAUGAGUCGGCGCUCACCUGGGAAAAGGGAAUCGCUAUAGACUCUUUGACAACCCGUGAAAUCAGUUUAACUCGAAGUUGUCGUAACCUAAGCGCUUUAAUAAAAUGAGAAAUUUCGCCGGUCUAUUGACACCGGUCGUUUGUACAAAAAAAGCAAGUAGGACGCCAAGUGUUAUUUUUGUUGAAUAAUAAAAGACUAAUAAACGAAUAAAUAUCAAACCAGAAAUUGCUCUCUUCAAACCUAAAUUAUAAAUGAUCCUGAGAGAAUAUUCAGUGUGUUAAGGAUUUCCCUGCUGUACGUUUAGCUCUAUACAAGAGAGAAAGGGGGAUUGUUUUUUAAUUUCCGUUUUGCUGACACAGCUUUAGCAGAAAUCUCUCUGUAGUCGUUUUCGUCGACAAAACGAAUAGCAAUAUCGCUUUCCGCGUCUUCCGCCAUUUUGUUCUGCGUCAAUUCGUGAAGGACGCGUGGCUCUGGCUCUGCUAGCUGAGCGUGGGUCAUCCACGCGUAACACAUUCGCGCUAUGUGAUUGGCUGUUGUCUAAUCCCCCUUGGGAUCUGUGGUCUUAAAAAAAACACGAGACGAAUUACCUAUGGAAUAGGGUUUGUAUGGGGGAUGCCCUCUCUGUCCCCUUUAUCCUCUCUUGCCGUAAAGACAAUAAAGGUCAGGCAAAAAUAGAAUUCCUACGAGACCUAACGUUUAGUGUGAUAAUCUUGUAAUAACUCUUGUCUCAAGCUGUCUUGUGAUUUUUAAGUACCUGGGUGUUGUUCUUGAUGACACCCUUUCCUUCAAUGACCAUGUGGACUUUGUGAGGAUGAAGGUAUCUAAGAUACUCCGAAAGUUCUCUAGAAUAAGACCUUCACUUACGCUAGAAGCUGCAAAUAGACUCUAUAAAGCCAUGGUCCUACGAGUUCUAGACUAUUAUAAUGCUGUGUGGCAUGAAUGUGGACAAGGAAACAGGGACAAGAUUGAACGACUACAAAGACGAGCUGCGAGGAUCGUCUAUUUCAAAGCUGCCUCAAAACUAUUAACUGAUCAAAUUAUGACCAAACUGGACUUGGAACCUCUCCAUUAUAGAACACAGACACACAUUUUAAGAUUUGUUAAGAAGUGUAUAGCAAAUAGAGUUCCCAGAUAAGGUUUUUUAUUAUUUUAAUGUAAGAAACCGUGACAUUCACCGCCAAAAAACUAGAAAUAAUAAUGACCUUAUGCUAGAAAAAGUUAGCUUAGAAUGGACCAAGCGCGCUUUUUUUCUACAAAGAUGCAAACAUUUUUAAUAAUUCUUAGAAUUUAUAACUCUUCGAAUCUUCCUUUUAGUGUAACUAUUUUAUGUUAUGGUAAUUUGAUCUUUAUCCAUAUUUUUAUUUUUUUCUAUUGUUUAUUUUUAAAUUUUUACAAGACCUGAAUUGAUAGCAGUUUUUUUCUGAAAACUGAUACAGCAAUCCUUUAUAAAUACCUGUAUGUUUAAAUUAUUAUUAUUAUUAUUAAAUCCCAUAAAAGGAAAAAAGCAUUUAUUUUUUCGAUUGUUUCACACAGUCUUCAUCAGCAAAUAUUGUUUUAUACAAUGAGUCAAACAUUCAUGCAAUUGGUAACUCACCAUGGUUAAGAUGUAAGGGUCUCUUAAAAAGCUAUACAUACAAUCCAGUUCUACUCAGUAGUCAAUUAUGUUAUUAUUCUCCCAUCCUCCCAAUCUGUUCUCAUCUGAACCAACUCACGUCGAUUUAAUAUUUUUAAGAGCAUUCUUUUCUCUAAUUUCCUCUCUCCACCUGUUUUUGUCGGAUAGACAUCGACGAAUGUACGAGAAAUACCCAUCAAUGCGUGCUAUACUCCACCUAUUGCUAUAACAUUGUUGGAAGCUACGAAUGCAAAUGCCGCUCAGGAUUUGAACCAGAUCUCAACUCAAUAUACCAGUGUAAAGGUAACUGACUUCCAGUAAAUAUUUGAAGUAAAUAGACCUUUUUGCUAAUUGGAAGUAAUGGGACGUGAAUUGAAUCUAAAACACCCUGAGGUGCCCUUGUACCAAGCACCAAGUCAACUCGCUAACGGAAAAGAGUAUAACUGAAGCAACAACAUUUACACGUUAAUGGACUGGAAAAGAGGCAUUAUUACCUCGCGUUAUGUGAUAUGUCCAUGCUGGUCAUGACUCACCAGAAAUCGAACGAAGUGACGCAAAUGACUCGCAGCUGCAAUCCAGUGAUUCACAGGACUAUUCAGAAAACGACAUGCAAUUGGACUGUUCUAAAAUUAAUAUAUAGUCGUAGUUUUGUGGUACUUUUCCAGACGCAGCCGUCGAAAAGCGUUAGGUGCAAUCGGAGGGAAUUCGUUGAAAUCUUAGUAGAGGGGGAAACUGGUCAUAUUUUUUAAGUGACUAGAAAGGCGGGGUUAGAGCUAACUUUCCUUUGUUGGCAGGCGGGAGGACGCCACGUGAUGUUACUUUACGUAAGACUCAUUUUUCAGUUUUCUUCACUUGACCUACCGGUCAUUGUUAGGAAAGAACACCUUUCGGAAAUCGGUCGCUAGUUUUUAUGUUCCUUACAAUUCUUCCUCGUUACUUGUCAGUCGCGGCGCUUGAUUGACUAGUGGGAGAGGAAAAGCAGUCGAGCUUUUUUAAUUAAAGCUGUCUCUUUAGUGCGUAAAGACAGACCUUUAGUUUCCAAAACGAGAACGAGAUUUCCCAAUACGAAAUUGUGCGCGCGCUUGAACCAGCGUCAUUUUGGCUCGAAAAAGUGGUAGCCGUCGUCAUUCCAUUUUCAGUUUCAGCGAGAAUGUAGCAGUGGCGGAAAUAUGUUAUCAACGGUGAGAAGUUUUAUCAUUUUGCGAUCGACCAGGAGGGGGUUUAGCCAGUUUUUCAAUGAAAAUAACCAUGCAAACUCUUCUGGUGAAAAAAAACUAAAACGAAAACAAAAACAAAAGAAAGUAAAAUGAAGCUUUUUUCCGGGGUGUAUAUUUUUUUGAGAACACGCUAAAGAAAUUGAUAGAAGUUUAAUUUCAUCCUCGAGGUCGUCUCACUCGAACCUAAAGAUCCCUAGUAACUGUCUAAUGUUCAAUGUAUUUUGCUUGUACUUAUGAUUAAUAACGGUGGGUGUAGCCACAAAUGCAUUAACCUGGAUGGCACUUACAUCUGCUCUUGUCCGACUGGCUAUGAACUUGAUUCAAGGAGAAAGAACUGUGUUGGUAAGAUUUCUUUGUAUUUCACAUUUUUGCUUCGUCGCACCCUUAAUGUACACUGGAGUGAGAUUGUGCGGGACAACCAUCGCGGGGUUGAUUGAACAAAAGUUGGGAUUCAUCUGGCAACCCCGCAGCUUUUGCAGGGCGAAUAAUAUCAUCACCCAGUGGCCAAAGGUGAAGGAGCCUUUCAACUAGUUAAAUUUUCUAUGAGUGUUUUUAGGCCUAACAAGAAAUUCUUGAAACUUAGCAAGAUCAAAUGUCGAAAAUAACUUUAGAAGUUGUGUAUAACCCUUACAAAAAUAGAUAAUAUUUUUCGAUAAUGAUAACUACGUAUACAUGAAAGUUUGAUUAGGACAAAGCUGUUAAAGUCCGAUAUUCUGGAAUAUAAUAUUCUAGGCCAAGCGUCGAACUUUUCAUGAGACGAGCCAAACUUGGGGAGUUAAGUUAUGAAACGUUAGACGUCUGGUUAAGUAAAGUUCCUCUGAAUGAGUUUGGAUCGUCCAACACGUCUUAUCCGUCUUUUUCAGACGAAUAGAACGUCUAUAAAACGUCCGGGAUAUAGAUCGAUCUUCACAUGCGCAAACUAAUCUAAUAAAUUAAAAAUUAGUAUGAUAAUGUAUAUUUAGCCUCGCUCGUGAAAAACAUUUAGUGCUGAUCAUAAAUUUGCAUUUUGGUCUGAUUCAGUUGAUUGGUUCGACGCGUGCUAUGUUCGAUGUCUGACCCAACAGACAAUCUUAAUACAAUUUUGGUCGACCCAAAAUAGAGUUUGGUUCGUCUCAUGAAAUCUUCUACACUGACGACUCCGUUGUGGUUAGAAAAUUUAAGGUAACUAAUGGGAAAUUCUACUUAGUUAAUGCUACUUCUUCUGUUGGCCUAGGCCUCACUCGUUUAUUAAACACAAAUGACUCAAAUAAAACAGCUGUAUAUAUAUGUGUGUACCUUUAUCUAAUAGUGCUUUGUUGAAAAUAACUAAAAAUCACUUUAAUUAUAUUUCAAAAGAUAAAGAUGAAUGCAUGCUAGCUAACAGUGGAUGUCAGCACAUGUGUACAAACACUGAUGGAAGCUAUAAGUGUUACUGUAACAGUGGAUUCCUGUUAAAACCUGAUGGCUUAACUUGCCAAGGUAAAAUUAUGAUAGUUUCAAGUCAUGGUCUUCAUACAAACUAGCCAGGGUAUCUUCUCGAUUGCCUCGACUUUUGAAGGUAUGAUUGGAGGGAUCAAGACGAUCGAUAUUCCGACAAUAAUUUUGAAAUCCCCUAACAUUAAUAAUCUAUCUCCCUGUUUAUCAAGGGCUUUCGCGAGCGCCUCAACAUUCCGUAUCGUCCACAAUCACGUCAAUGUUCCCAUAUGAUCGUCUUAAUCGCCAGGGCAAGUUUUGAAGACUACUUCCUUAAAUUGCGAUUCAGUGUGACAAUCUUGUAAUAACUCUUAUCUCAAGGUCUCUUGUGAUUUUUAAAUCACAUAAAAGGCAAAAGGCAUUCAUUUUUUCGAUUGUUUCACACAGUCUUCAUCAGCAAAUACUGUCUUCGGUGUUGAACACAUAACUUUUAUACAAAUAAGUCAACCAAGCCAAGUCAACUCGCUGACGGAAAAGAAUAUAACUGAAGCAGCAAUAUUCAAACGUUUAUGAAGGAAAAGAGGCAUUUAGUAGCUUGCGUUAUGUGUUAUGUUCAUGCUGGUCAUGACUCACCAGAAAUCGGACAAAGUGACGCAACCGACUCACAGCUGCAAUCCAGUGAUUCACAGGACGAUUCAGAAAACGACACGCCAUUGGACUGUUUUAAAAUAGUCGUAGUUUUGUGGUACUGUUCAAGACGCAGCCGUCCAAAAAUGUUACAGUACAGUUGAUUGACUAGUGAGGAAUAGCAGUAGAGCUUUUUCAAUGAAAGCUCUCUCUUUAGUUUCCAAAACGGGAACGAGAACGAAAUUUCUUAAUACGAAGUUGUGCGCGCGCUUGAACCAGCGUCAUUUUGACUCGAAAAAGUGGUAGCCGUCGUCAUUCCAUUUUCAGUUUCAGCGAGAAUGCGCAGUGGCGGAAGUAAGUUAUCAACGAUAAGAAGUUUUAUCAUUUUGCCAUCGACCUGGAGAGGGCUUAGCCAGUUUUUCAAUGAAAAUAACCAUGCAAACUCUUCUGGUGAAAAAAAAAGAAGAAAAACUGUCAAAAGAAAGUAAAAUAAAGCUUUCCGGGGUGUAUAUCUUUUGAGAAUACGCUAAAGAAAUUGAAGUUUAAUCUCAUUCUCGAGGUUGAGGUUGAUUGGUCUCAUGAAACGUUCUACACUGAAGACUCCGUUGAGGUUACAAAAUUUAAGAUAACUGAUGGGAAAUUCUACUUAGUGCCUCACUCGUUUAUUUAACACAUGACUCAAAUAAAACAGCUGUAUAAACAUGUCUGUACCUUUAUCUAAUAGUGCUUUGUUGAAAAUAACUAAAAAUCAUUUUAAUUUUAUUUCAAAAGAUAAGGAUGAAUGCGCGUUAGCUAACAGUGGAUGUCAGCACACGUGUACAAACACUGAUGGAAGCUAUAAGUGUUCCUGUAACAGUGGAUACCGGUUAAAACGUGAUGGCUUAACUUGCGAAGGUAAAAUUAUGAUAGUUCUAAAUCAUGGUUUUCAUACAAACUAGCCAAAAUGAAUAAUCUAGCUCCCCGUCUAUCAAGGACUUUCGCGAUCGCCUCGAUAUUCCGUAUCGCCCACAAUCGCAUCAGUGUUCCCAUGGGAUCGUCUUAAUCGCCCAGGCACAUUUUAAAGACUACUUCCUUACAUUGCCUGCUUCUAUUUUUAGGCGCGUAAAAUUUACGUGCAUACGUACGUAAAAAUUACACCAUAGUGCAAAUCCAAUCCUUGUGUUAAUGUUUGGCGUGAUUCUUGUGUUCUAAUUAUUUACGAGUGCACCGUGAAGCACUAGAUGUUUCCCUAUUUUUGUAUAUUUAUGUUUCUGUGGUUUUGUCACCUACAUGUACCUGGCUUCCAACUUUUAUUCUAGUGCAAACCUAGGUCGAUUUGUAUUAGCAGUUAAGAUACACUUAUUACAGGUUAUUAAAAAUCGUUUCACCAAGAUUUACAUCGUGAGCUUUUGGAAUACACGUGGCAGAUUAACACAGAACUUCUCUGAGGCCACCACGUUCUUUUAAUUUUUAGAUAUUGAUGAGUGCACGGAUGGUUGGGCCCUGUGUGAUACUUUAAGUACCACCUGCAGAAACCUUAUUCCAUCAUACGAUUGUAAUUGCAAGGAAGGAUACAAGUUCAUACCAAACAACAAGUAUCGAUGCGGACGUUGA